CCCUGCGCCGUGCAGAGCUGGAAAAUGGCUGUGUGGGAGAGUAGGGACUUAUGAACGGGAAAAAGACAGAAAUGACGAGAGCCAGAAGUCAACCGAGCCACCGCUGAAUCCUCACCGAAUAACCGACUUUCACCUUUAGGCCACAACACGGACGUUUUGUGGGAUUUUUUUCGGAGCUCCGCUGCCGCGGGAAGAGCGAAGAAAUAAUCCUCGGAUGGCAUGAAAUGUCUCAUCCAGUGACAUUUUCGGACAUGAAGACAGAAAUCAUUUAGGCUAACUGGACAUGGUUGGUCAUAAUCCAGAAGAUGUGGGAUGUUGACAGAACUGAAGAGGAUUAAAGACCUUUGCCCUCCAAUCAGGUCACUCGAUUUGACGUACAAGCCGACCACACAAGGCCUACGGCUGGCAAAUCUCUUACGCGUCUGCUCCUGCAACAUCCAGCCAGAGUGCGUGAAAGAGCAUGUUGCCAAUGUUCUCCCUCUGCUCCAUCAUCUGGCUCAACCGGGGUAUCAAACUGAGGAAAGUGCACCAGUCCUCCAACACCGGUCAGGCCUGAACUCGCUGCUGCCGCAGAUGCUACAGCAGUAGCAUGCUACAAUAUCUUCAGGUUGAAAUGCUUCUGAGCUUCGGGUGACUCCUCCCUUCUCCUUCCCCCCACCCUCCCCAAGCUACACUACCAAACCACUCCACAGUCUUUUUGGUUUUUGGCGGAGGAUUUCUGCAGAGCCAAGGCUUGUUGUUUGCGCUGUGGUUUGGGCUGUGCACGUUUAUCCUCUGUGUGGGGGCCAUUUUGAGUUUUGUUUGCACUACAAAAUGGCAGCGGAAGGUUUCCAGUAUCGUGCUCUCUACGCAUUUAUGAAGGACCAGGAAGAGGACUUGGAUAUGCAGCCUGGGGACCUCCUGACAGUCAGCAAGGCAUCGCUGCUGUCCAUGGAGAACUAUCAGGAAGGCUGCGUGGAGCACCCGGAGCGUCUGGGCUGGCUGCUGGGCUACAAUGAGCGCAGUAAACAGAGAGGCGACUUUCCAGGGACAUAUGUGGAGUACGUAGGUCCCGUCAAGAUGGUGCUCCCAUGCAGUCAACCCAGGUCCCAGCGCCCACUUCCUGCCGCUCCCAGACCAGAGUCAUCUCAAGCUGCUUCUGUGCCAGACCUGAGCGAGCAGUUCACACCACCAGACACCGCUCCCCCGAUGCUCGUCAGUCUCAUCCAAACCAUAGAGAAGACAGGGUUGGACUCCAAAACACUCUACAGAUCAAACAGUUCUUCAGUUUCAGACAGUCCACUUCACAGUCCCGAGACUGAUGUGGCUCAGAGAGAUGUGGGCUUCCUGUCAGAGUACGUCUUGCGUUACCUGAGAGACCUUCCAUCACCCGUCAUUCCUGUCUGCGUCUACCCUCACCUGCAGACUGCAGUCGCUCUGCAGCAGCAGGUCUUACAGCUGUCAGCAGAUGGUGCAGUAGCUGGCAGCUAUGACAGACAAGUAAGUCAGGUUCUUGAGAGCUCCACUGCUGUCCCUCUUCACCACCGUCUGACUCUGCAGUUCCUCCUCACACACCUGGCCAAGGUCGCCCAGGCACAGGCUAGCAAUGGUCUGGACACACACACACUGGGAAAAAUAUUUGGACCGCUGCUGAUUUGGACAGGUCCCUCUUCUUCUUGGUUGUCAUUGGAUGAGGACCUUCCUGCUCUUGUGUUGGAGCGACUGCUGAUAGAAAGAACUGUGGAACAAGCUGUCACUCCCCCAGUUCUUCCAGCAAAACCAGUGAAAACAAAAAUGAUGCCAUCAGCCGUGACAGACACAAGCAUCCUGCUGAAUGAAGCAGAGUGGUACUGGGGAGAAAUAUCCAGAGAGGAGGUGAAUGAGAAGCUGCGAGACACUCCAGAUGGCACCUUCCUGGUUCGAGAUGCGUCCAGUAAACUGGAGGGCGAGUACACGCUCACUCUCAGGAAAGGAGGCAACAACAAGCUGAUAAAGAUUUACCACAGAGAGGGCAGAUAUGGCUUCUCAGAACCUCUUACCUUCCUGUCUGUGGUGGAGCUCAUCAAUCACUACCGUCACGAGUCCCUGGCCCAGUACAAUGCCAAGCUGGACACCAAGCUUCUGUACCCAGUCUCCAAAUACCAGCAGCUGGUUAAAGAGAACAGCAUUGAGGAGGUUGGAGAGCAGCUGAAGGUCUACCAUGAGCAGUACCAAGAGAAGAGUCGCGAGUACGACUCCCUGUAUGAGGAAUAUACUCGCACCUCACAGGAGCUGCAGAUGAAGCGCACAGCCAUUGAAGCCUUUAAUGAAACCAUCAAGAUCUUUGAGGAACAGUGUGAGACUCAGGAGCGUUACAGCAGAGAGUCUCUGGAGCGGUUCCAAAGAGAGGGCAACGAAAAGGAGGUUCAGAAGAUACAGAACAACUCGGAGCGUUUGAAGUCUCGUGUGAAGGAAAUCCACGAUAGCAAGCGUAAGCUGGAGCAGGACCUGAGAGAGCAGGUCUCCGAUAACAGAGAGAUAGACAAGAAGAUGAACAGCCUCAAGCCGGAUCUCAUGCAGCUCCGCAAGAUCAGAGACCAGUACUUGAUAUGGCUCACGCAGAAGGGGACGAGGCAGAAGAGGAUCAAUGAGUGGCUUGGCAUCAAGAAUGAUGCUGAUGACUCCUACUCACUGGAGGAGGACGAGGGCUCACCUCACCAUGAUGAGUGCACGUGGUACGUGGGCGACAUCAAACGUGCACAGGCUGAGGAAAUGCUGAGAGGCAAAUGUGACGGAACCUUCCUCAUCCGUGACAGCCAAUCGCAGAAAGGCUCUUACGCCUGCUCGGUGGUGUUCUUCCAGCAAAACCAAGAGGAGGUGAAUGAGAAGCUGCGAGACACUCCAGAUGGCACCUCGGUUCGAGAUGCGUCCAGUAAACUGGAGGGCGAGUACACGCUCACUCUCAGGAAAGGAGGCAACAACAAGCUGAUAAAGAUUUACCACAGAGAGGGCAGAUAUGGCUUCUCAGAACCUCUUACCUUCCUGUCUGUGGUGGAGCUCAUCAAUCACUACCGUCACGAGUCCCUGGCCCAGUACAAUGCCAAGCUGGACACCAAGCUUCUGUACCCAGUCUCCAAAUACCAGCAGCUGGUUAAAGAGAACAGCAUUGAGGAGGUUGGAGAGCAGCUGAAGGUCUACCAUGAGCAGUACCAAGAGAAGAGUCGCGAGUACGACUCCCUGUAUGAGGAAUAUACUCGCACCUCACAGGAGCUGCAGAUGAAGCGCACAGCCAUUGAAGCCUUUAAUGAAACCAUCAAGAUCUUUGAGGAACAGUGUGAGACUCAGGAGCGUUACAGCAGAGAGUCUCUGGAGCGGUUCCAAAGAGAGGGCAACGAAAAGGAGGUUCAGAAGAUACAGAACAACUCGGAGCGUUUGAAGUCUCGUGUGAAGGAAAUCCACGAUAGCAAGCGUAAGCUGGAGCAGGACCUGAGAGAGCAGGUCUCCGAUAACAGAGAGAUAGACAAGAAGAUGAACAGCCUCAAGCCGGAUCUCAUGCAGCUCCGCAAGAUCAGAGACCAGUACUUGAUAUGGCUCACGCAGAAGGGGACGAGGCAGAAGAGGAUCAAUGAGUGGCUUGGCAUCAAGAAUGAUGCUGAUGACUCCUACUCACUGGAGGAGGACGAGGGCUCACCUCACCAUGAUGAGUGCACGUGGUACGUGGGCGACAUCAAACGUGCACAGGCUGAGGAAAUGCUGAGAGGCAAAUGUGACGGAACCUUCCUCAUCCGUGACAGCCAAUCGCAGAAAGGCUCUUACGCCUGCUCGGUGGUUGUGGAAGGCGACACCAAGCACUGCGUCAUCUACAAGACUGUCACGGGUUAUGGAUUUGCUGAGCCAUACAAUCUGUACUCAUCCCUCAAAGACCUGGUACUCCACUACAAAAACGUCUCCUUGGUCCAACACAACGACCAGUUGAAUGUAAAUCUAGCCUACCCGGUCCUGGCCCGCUCUCAGAAUCAGAACCAGCACCCCAGAUGAAUCAGUAACCAGCAUUAAAAGGACGCCAGUAAGGACGGGGAAGCUAAAUUUUCACUCGUAUGCAUUUGGGGGUGGGGUGGGGGGGGUGUUAACCUCUGAACUCUGGUUUAUUGUUAGCGGUGGGUAAACUGGCAAAAACAGCCACCAUUCAAAUCAGCAAAGUGUUUGGCUGGAGGUUGCUGCUAAUUUCUCACGCUGACCCCAGACCAGCAGAGAGCACUGCUGGCUAACAGCAUGGCUUCAGAAUAAGCACACUAUCAAUACCGCGGCGCCGUGCGGGAGUUAGCCAGAAACGACUGUACAGUGACAGUAAUUAAAAAAAGUGUGGCAAAAACGACAAAAGACUCUGCGUUCAGAAAGGACAAAAUAAGCACACAGAAGUCAUUUCUUUGUUUUUUGAAGACAUCAAAGAGGUGGAGGAGCAACCAGAUGGCGGGAGGCACUUUUUCUUUUCGCCUGACAGACAAAGGCUCAAAGUGUCGUCCCCAGACUGCCUGCAAACUUUGCCUACACAAACGCCCGACCCAACGGGCGUGGCUAACCAGGCAAACCGUGGACCCGGGUUGGUGUGUGUGUGUGUGUGUGUGUGUGUGUGUGUGUGUGUGUGUGUGUGUGUGUGUGUGUGUGUGUGUGUGUGUGUGUGUGAGUGUGUGUGAGUGUGAGUGAGUGUGAGUGUGAGUGGGUUGAGGGAGGGGGGGUAUAAUCACUGGAGCUUUGGGGGAUAUGAGACGUGUGUCAGGAGGUGUUAAGGAUUUCGAUUAAAGCUUGCUUAAGUGCCAUAGUGUUAGCUUUGAACGACCAUGAGCCUGUGUUGCAGGCUCGUGGGGGCACGUCGAGCUCCGAAGGAGUAAAGAAAGGAACGUCAACCACGCUACAGCUUUAAAAACACGUGGAAAACAGGUCUCUCUUUUUUCUAAAAUACUGUAAUGUUUGCUUCCAGGUGCUUUGGCAUGCUCUUUUUUUGUUUUGUUUUGUUUUGGUUUUUUUGGUGCGCCUCCUUUUGAAAUGACGAGGUACUACGUGAAUAUAAAGACUAGCGCGGUAUGCAUUUGGUAUAUUGUGACUAUAGAAAUACUUUGUACUCACAAUACACUAGAUUGAGAGGUACAUUACUGCAGUUCCUCAUACUUGUUUGCUCUUUUUCUCAUCAUCUUUGAUCCCGUAGCACCUGUAGCCAGUCGCUAACCGUGUAACUGUUAGUUCAUUAGUUCACCUCUCAACACGUUCCGAUUGGCUAAAGACACUUCUGUGUGAUUAUUGUAUCUCUGGUACUGUAUUUGCUUUGUGUGUAGUUUUAGUGGUACAAUAUCUUUACUGAUUGUGUUUUAGAAUGCUGAUGUUGUCACAGUAACAACCCACCCCCACACCACCCCUGCUUGACUGUUCAUUCUGUCACAGACUUCAUUCAGAGCUGCAGAACAUUUAUGUACAAAUGGAAAAAAAAGAAAAAUAGAAGCAGUAAUAUAACUAAUGUACAGGAUAUUACAGUCACAUGCAGGGCGUGCAUGUGACUUUCAUGUGAGGUGUUUAUUUUAAUUUUAAUUUUUUUUUUUUUUUUGCUCUGCUUCUAGAUUCUGUGUAAGGAUGUUCAGUAUCCAGCUAAUGUGAGCCAAAUGAAGGAUUUCCUUUCUUGUAGCAAAAAUCAGAAAAGAGAACCGGUGCUUUCGGCGUUGCUUCAGUGCUCUGACAGAGAUUAUCUCAUACCGUAUGCAUGGAGUCCUUCUGUUCGCACGUGCACAGUGUGACGUGUGGACACACUGUGCACAGUCGAGUAGUUUUUGUUUUUUGUUGUUUUUUUAGAACAGUGUCCUCCCUUCGUUCUGUGCAGCGUCACUGAAUAUGUCCCCGUUUGUCUUGGAUUAGACGUGCACAGUCGAUAAGAUGCCACCUUUCACAUUUGUUGUUUUAGAUUUUCUGAUAUGAAUCUUUUCUCAACACGUCUUGUAUUUAGUAGAUGCAAAUUGCCAAAAA
Thalassophryne amazonica is the source of this 5967-nucleotide messenger RNA. RefSeq names its product phosphatidylinositol 3-kinase regulatory subunit beta-like. Gene Ontology annotation, molecular function: 1-phosphatidylinositol-3-kinase regulator activity; protein binding. Gene Ontology annotation, biological process: insulin receptor signaling pathway; phosphatidylinositol phosphate biosynthetic process. Gene Ontology annotation, cellular component: phosphatidylinositol 3-kinase complex. The record is from RefSeq and is a predicted model, not a curated record. NCBI's taxonomy places the organism in Eukaryota, Metazoa, Chordata, Actinopteri, Batrachoidiformes, Batrachoididae.